Messenger RNA from Peromyscus leucopus (white-footed mouse), 3160 nucleotides. Its product is annotated as zinc finger protein 60. The record is from RefSeq and is a predicted model, not a curated record. The coding region runs from base 538 to 2661 and encodes 707 amino acids. Gene Ontology annotation, biological process: regulation of cytokine production; negative regulation of transcription by RNA polymerase II; regulation of immune system process. Lineage: Eukaryota; Metazoa; Chordata; Mammalia; Rodentia; Cricetidae. The transcript is spliced from 6 exons.
UGGGAGUUCUCUGACCCUCGGAGCGCUGGGCUUCCCGGAGUUCUGGACACCGGGACUAUAUUUCCCAGGAGCCACCGCGCCGAACAUAACCUAUCAACUUCCGGUGUCCUAGCUGAGCUAUGGUGGACAGUCAGAACUUUCUGGUAGGAGGAAGAAGUCUCUGGUUAGCGUAAUUCUCCACUGAGGCCACAGGGCUGAAGAAGAGGACCAGGCUUCAGUAACGAGAGGUCAGGGACGGAGUCUGAGGGAAGCUUCCCCUGAGGUCCAGACUGGAGCUUGGGGCGAGCGUUUGAGGCCGGAAGCGCCUCCGAGGGUCACCCAGGAGGGCAGCUGCUUGUGGAGUCCAUAACUUUCUCGGAGCUCUAGCCGUCGGGAGUGUUGUGGGAGUGAAGGAGAGCGCUCGCUCGGAUGCACAGCCUGGGAUCUCCUGCUUGCCCGGGCUCCCCGAGUCCGCCGUUAUUCAAAUGAGGGCCUGGAGAAGAAUGCGAACGUUACUGCUACACUUCUAAGAUUCGAGAGGGAGGAUCCUGAAGAAGGAUGGCCAGCUCUAGUUCUCAAGACAUGGUCUGUGGGUCAGUGACAUUUAGGGAUGUGGCUGUUGACUUCUCUCAGGAGGAGUGGGCCUGCCUGGAUGCUACUCAGAGGGUCUUAUACAGGGACAUGAUGUUGGAGACCUACAGCAACCUCGUCACAGUGGUGGGAAGUUCCGUUUCCAAACCCGAUCUGAUCGCCUUAUUAGAGCAGGAGAGAGAACCCUGGAUGGUUGUGAAGGAAGAAACAGACAGGCCCAGCCCAGAUUUGGAGUCAUGUUAUAACACUGAAAAUAUAUCUCCAGAAAAUCAUACUUAUGAUAUAAAUUUACCCACACAGAGCAUAAAGCAAUUAAGUAAAAAUUUUGACCUCCAGGGCUCCAGUUUUAGUAAUGGCCUCAAGUACAGUACAUUCAAGAGAUUACAGGGAUAUCAAGAUGGAGAUGCUGAUCAAAAGAUUAAUAACAAGGAAAAACUGCCUACUUACACCUGCCAGACUCUUACUCACAAUAUAGAAAAAGCAUAUGAAUGUAAUGAGUGUGGGAAAUACUUUGGUUGUCGUUCAAAUCUUAUUCAGCAUCUAAGUAUUCAUACUGGAGAGAAACCCUAUCAAUGUAAGGAAUGUGGGAAGACCUUCAGACUCCACCAACAACUUACAAGACAUCAGAAAUCUCACAGUGAUGAGAGACCUUUUGAAUGUGAUGAAUGUGGAAAGGCCUUUCAUCUUCCCAACCUGCUUAAGUACCAUAAAACCAUUCAUACAGGUACAAAACCAUUUGAAUGUGAGGAAUGUGGGAAGUCCUUUAAUCGUGUCUCGACUCUUUUUCAACAUAGGAUUAUUCAUGCUGGUGUGAAACCAUAUGAAUGUAACGUGUGUGGGAAAGCCUUUAAUCGUCGUUCAAACCUCAUGCAACAUCAGAAAAUUCAUUCUGGUGAGAGACCCUUUCAGUGUAAGGAAUGUGGAAAGGCCUUCACUGUUCUGGCACAGCUCACUCGGCACCAGAACAUUCACACUGGAGAGAAAUCAUUUGAAUGUGAGCAGUGUGGCAAGAUAUUCAGUAGUGGCUCAUACCUUGCAAGACACCAGAGUAUUCAUACUAGUGAGAAGCCCUUUGAAUGUAAUGUAUGUGGGAAGGCUUUUAGGCUUCACCUAUAUCUUUCUGAGCAUAAGAAAACUCACACUGAUGAGAAACCUUUCAAGUGCAAGUUGUGUGGGUCAGCCUUCAGACGAAAGUACCAACUUAGUGAGCAUCAGAGAAUCCAUACUGAUGUGAAACCCUAUCAGUGCAAUGAAUGUGGGAAAUCCUUCCGUCGCCGUUCGAAUUUUACUGAGCAUCAGAGUAUUCACACUGGAAAGAAACCGUUUGAAUGUAAGGAAUGUGGGAAAGUCUUUAGACUUAAUAUACAUCUCAUUCGACAUCAGAGAUUUCAUAGUGGUGAGAGACCUUUUGAAUGUAAAGAAUGUGGAAAGGCCUUUCAUUUUUCCAGCCAACUUAAUUACCAUAAAACCAUUCAUACAGGUCAAACACCUUUUGAAUGUGAGGAAUGUGGGAAGUCCUUCAAGCGUGUCUCCAGCCUUGUUGAACAUAGGAUUAUUCAUGCCGGUGUGAAACCAUAUGAAUGUAAUGAGUGUGGGAAAGCCUUUAAUCGUCGUUCAAACCUUAUGCAACAUCAGAAAAUUCAUUCUGGUGAGAGACCCUUUCAAUGCACAGAAUGUGGAAAGGCCUUCACUGUUCUGGCACAGCUCACUCGGCACCAGAGCAUUCAUACUGGAGAGAAAUCAUUUGAAUGUGAGCAGUGUGGGUCAGCCUUCAGACUUCAGUACCAACUUACUCAACAUCAGAGAAUUCAUACUGAUGUGAAACCUUUUCAGUGCAAGGAAUGUGGAAAGGGCUUUAUUCGCGGUACAGGCCUUAGAAUUCAUGAGAGAAUCCAUACUGGUGAGAAGCCCUUUCAAUGUAAGGAAUGUGGGGAAGCCUUUCAAUAUCAUUACCAAUUUCUUGGACAUUUUAGAAUUCAUACUGGCAAGAAUCCUUAUGAAUGUAAAGAAUGUGGGAAGUACUUUUCUCGUGGUGGAGAUCUUAAAGUACAUCAAAGAAUUCACACUGGUGAGAAACCUUACCAAUGUUAAGAAUGUGUGAAGUCCAUUAGUUGAAAAUCAGACUUGAUUUAACAUGCCAAUAUUCAUAUUAAUAAGCCUUCUGAUGUAAGGAAUGUGGAAAGGCCUUCAGUAAUUCUAAGCUAGCUAUGUAUUAGAGAAUUCAUAAUGGUAAGCAACCCUAUGAAUGUAAGAAAUGUGGGAAAAUGUUUAGAUUUAAUUCAGCCUUUACUGCACAGUGGUGAAUUUAUACUGGUAUGAAACUCUUAUCAGUGUAAAGAAUGUGGAAAGACAUUCAGUUUGAGCUCAGGCCUUCUUCAACUUAAAGGAAUCCAUGCUGGUGUGAAACGAUAUAAAUGCAAGGAAUAUGGGAACAUUUAUAGAAUUAGCUCAGCUCUUAAAGCUCAUCAGAGAGUCCUUAUAGGUCUGAAACCCUGUGAAUAUGAGGAAUGUGGGAAAACCUUUAUUGUAAAUGGUGAGCCUACACAACUAUCAGAAAAUCUAUCAUCAUCAGGAGUCCUAUGCAUGUAAA